CAGCUGUUGGGAUAUCCCAGCGGUCCAGCUGCAUUAAUUCUACAGAAAUAGAUUCUGAAUUCCUGGAACUGGGGCUCCGAUUCUCUGAAAUCGUGACGUAGACGGGAGUUCGCAAACGCUAGGUGUAAAAUGGAGCAUGGCAUUACCUGUCUGCUGUUGGAAAUUUUAUCUGCUUUUAUCUUCCUAUCUAGCCGGUUGACUGGAAUGAAGCAGACUAUGCAGGUUGUCACUUUCAAGAUCCAUUGAAUAUGCAUUCAAUUCUACAUAGAGAAAAGGCUCAACUGAAUUCAACUCAUCGCCUCAAUGGAAAUAUUGAAGAUGAGUUCAAUUCCUCCACCACCGUUUUCAAGAGAAAGCGUCUGGUGUCGGAGGAGAAGGAAGCAGUUGACCAAGCGAUGGAAGAACCAAUAGAUGUAGAUGGAAGUGACAGUGAAGCUGAAGGAGAAGCUGGACGGUCUGCCACAAAUAUGGAAUCUGAUGAGAAUUACAAUCAUCUUCCACUAAUGCUCAAAAAGAGCAAAUAUUUAGGAGGCGAGAGAGGAGGCUCAAGUAAUAUGCAAGUGAAUGAGAGAGAUAAUGAUGAGGAUGAUAACGAUUCCAGUACCGGUGGUACAUUUCAUGGUCUGAAUAGAACUCAUAGCGAACCAGAGAAUUUAUCGAAUCAGAGCUGUGAUAUUUAUAAAAGCGGUAAGAGUAUUUGUGAUGCUAAUUUAGGUGUAUUUGGACAGAACGAGCUUAUGAUGAUGGGAAGUAGUAUACUGAGUAGACACCUGAUGUAUCUGAGCUACCUGAACUUCUUGGCGGCCUACAAGAAGGCACAAGAACAGGAACAGGAGGCAGAGCAGGAGGCCGAGCAGCCGAUGGCCAGCAGUCACGACUGCAGCGUCUGCAGCCGGAGCUUCGACCAGAAGGGAACGCUGCGCGCGCACAUGGACUCAUGCCACAAGGGCAUGCGCUUCCAUUGCACCGAUUGCGGCAAGAAGUUCAGCUCGCGGAGUUGCCUCAAGCUGCAUGUGGACUCGCUGCACAAAGGCCUCAAGUACGACUGCACCGUGUGCGGCAAGAGCUUCACGCAGAAGGGCCACCUCAACAUCCACGUGGAGUCGAUCCACAACCGGGUCAAGUUCGACUGCCACAUGUGCAGCCGCGUCUUCAGCCAGAAGUCGACGCUGAAGGUGCAUGUCGACUCGGUGCACAAGGGCCUCAAAUAUGUCUGCAGCAUCUGUGAUGAGAGCUUCAACUGGCGCAUCCAGCUCAAGCAGCACAUUGGUUUGCACCACAACGGGGUCAAGUUCACCUGCACCAUCUGCAACAUCAAUCUCUACCACAAGCGUAGCCUCAACAAGCAUAUGGCACUCUUCCACUAGAGUCCCCCCCCCCUCUGCUACCUCUGUUUCCCUAGCCUAGAGCAUAUUCUGCUAUUAGCGGUACUGCAUUCAAAACUGUAAUUUAUUCAUCUACACAAUCGUAUUCCAUGUACUCUAAUCGGUGUUUUCAAAACUCUCGAUGUUCGGUGUAUACCUUAAUGAACAAGUUUCUUCUCAGAUUUAUAAUAAUUUUGAUUUAUUUUGUAGAAAUAUUUUUAAAAUUCACUCUAAUUUUAAUUGCAUUUUUGCAUUAAUUUUGUAGAUGAAAGCUUCUUCUCAGUGUAUUAUUGGAGCUUAUAUUUAGCAAAUGAUAGAUUACACUAUGUGUAUUUUAUAUAAAGUAUUUUUAAAUCAAUUAUAUUAUUACGUAGAUGAUAUGCAAAAUACUAUAUACUGAAAAUUUGUAGAAUUAUCAUUAUAUUUUUAUCUUAAUUCUCUUAUAAUUAAUUUUUCAAAUUUCAGUUUUAUUUGCACGGAGCUAUUUUCCUUCUAGGUUGUUUAGUUUCAAGGUGUAAUAAUAAAAUUUGAUAUUAUUGGUGGUUAAUACUUAGAUGAGUCAUUAUGUGUCAAAUAUCAAAUAUCUCCAGUAUCGAUGUUUCAUUAGAAAUUAAGAACUUUUUGAUAUUACUACUUUGUGUCAUACACUACUCAACUAGUAAGUUUAAGUAGACAGCAGGAGGUUAUUAUUUACUGUUCCAAUUAUUAUUGUGUUCAAAUUAUGUAUUAAUCGAUUAGCUUUUAGGAAUAUUUUUAAAUAUGGGACCCAAUUUUCAAAUCUGAAACUUUUUGAUUUCGUCAACAAUAUUAGCCUGAUAAUUAUCAACCCGAAAUGUUGUGUAGCCUACUGGAGAUGUCUUUCUAGUCAAUAAUAUUGGAACAAGAUUUUUACAAUUGGAUUGAAAUGAUCUCAAAAAUUCAUUCUCAAAAUAUGUUAAGAUUCCAAUUUCCCAAAGUAAGAACUUUCCUACAUAUUAGUACACAAUUAAGCUAUCAUAUUAUCACAAUUUGUAUCAUGAAAUCUAUAUUUUUCCAAAUAUUUUUAUGAUAAUAAUAUUAUAGAGUUUUGUUUGUAUGUGAUUUUUGUACUCUUUAUUGACAUCGACAAAAGCUGUCAAUGGAACAAUGAGUUCUAUCAAAUAUUCAAUAUGAAAAUGAGCUCACAGUUUAGAUGAAUUGUGAAAUGAAUAAAAUUGAUCAAACACAACCUUCAUAUGAAACUAAUAUUUAAUUACUCUUUCAUUGAAAGUAUAGGUUGUAAACUCGCGAUUGGUUGAUUUAUGUUAAUCGUUAACUUCAGGAAGAAAUGUCCCACCUAAAAUGAAUAGCUUGGUCUUUUUGAAUGACUUUCCGCCUGUUAGUUUGUUUGACACUUCAGUUUCAUUCAGGGCUGACUGAAACUUCAAGUGCGAUAAGUACAUUAAAAAUGCUCAGACCACGCUCUUUAUCCUUAUCAAUUAUUACCUACUACCGAGAGGUAAUUGUCGAGCUCAAUAUCCUGCUAACGUAAGCGUUUGCAUAGAAUGAAAUUUCACUUUCAUUCAUAUUUUUAUGUAUUGUAGAGCUAUUGAAUAUAUUACAUUAAUUCAAAUAGAAACUUCGUUGUAAGAGUAUAAAUGAGAUUAAUAUUUAUCUAUGACAAAGUUGAGUCAUCAUCGAGUGUCGGAAUCUAGUUUAUGAAAAAACAAUUCAUUAGGUACAAACGAUUCCAUGAUUGUCACAUAUAGGUUAAUGUCAAUCGUCAAUGAAUACAUUACACCAUAUUUUUUUAGGCGUUAGAUAUAUCCUUUUCUGCACAAUUAAGAAGAAUUGCAAUUUUUUAUAAAACUUAUCUACAUUUUUGGAUGUUAGGUUCCAUGAGUAUUCGUAUAGGGAUAAUUGAUUCACUUUCACUGAAUCUUAGUGAUAUUUGAUGGAUUGAAUGUGGUGUAACAUUACAUUGAUGUAUUCCUCUUCUUGAUUCAAACCUUGAUAGAAUAGUUGAAAGUGUCCACUACAUUCAAACUGUUAGAUUUUUUUGACAUGUAAUAUGUCAGUAUAUAAAACAGGGUAUUUAUAUUAUGUGUCAAUAUCUCUCUAGGCAACUCGUAAGAUGUUUAAUAUAUAGAUAAUAAAUUAUAUAAGAUUGUUGUUCUAGAGUUUAUCAUAAUUAAAUUCGACAUGAGCUUCUUGAUAUUUAUCUUCUACUUGCUGUUGAUUAUUCCUGUAAGUGAAUGUUAUCCAUUAAAAAUCUUUCUUUUCUUUAGGC
This is a messenger RNA of Nilaparvata lugens (brown planthopper), 3612 nucleotides long. Its product is annotated as zinc finger protein 652-A. The transcript has 5 exons. Gene Ontology annotation, biological process: regulation of transcription by RNA polymerase II. Gene Ontology annotation, molecular function: DNA-binding transcription factor activity; RNA polymerase II cis-regulatory region sequence-specific DNA binding. The coding region runs from base 249 to 1367 and encodes 372 amino acids. NCBI's taxonomy places the organism in Eukaryota, Metazoa, Arthropoda, Insecta, Hemiptera, Delphacidae. The record is from RefSeq and is a predicted model, not a curated record.